Oldenlandia corymbosa var. corymbosa is the source of this 1735-nucleotide messenger RNA. Lineage: Eukaryota; Viridiplantae; Streptophyta; Magnoliopsida; Gentianales; Rubiaceae. The record is from the annotation of a GenBank genome assembly.
GAGGGUUUGACAUAUUUGCUAAUUCACUCCCUUAAGUAUUUUGUUUUUACAAAACCCAUGUUUGUCAUUUUAUAUAAAACACCGCGUUUGUUCUCUCUCCACCGCAUUUGCUAAAGCGGCGGUCGGGGGAUCUCCUAACUCUUGUCCUAAAAUCGCCGGGAAAACGCCGUGAACAGGCCGCAGCCUCCCAUUCGUCGAAUUUUCAGCACUAACCUUUUUCUUCUCCAUCGGGGGGGCCUUUGAGGACAAUCUGAUUUCACCGCCGCCGCUUUCAAUUUCCCGAUUUUCCGUUCAUCGUCUCCCAUUUUUGGUCUGCCCUCUCUGCGGUUCAGGCGUAUAUCGGCCUUGAAGAUGGCAUCAUUGCAAGAAAGAUUGGAUAAGUUCAAGAAACAACAAGAGAGAUGUCAGACCACACUUACAAGCAUCGCAAAACAAAAUCCCAAAGCAACACCUCCGAAGCCUGCAUCCUCCAGCAUGUCCACUCCUUCCCCUCCAAUCAAAUUUUCAAAUGAUACGGAGAGGCUUCAACACAUUAACAGCAUAAGGAAAGGUCCUGUUGGGGCUCAGAUUAAAAGAGUGAUAGACUUGCUUUAUGAGACGAGGCAAGCGCUGGAUCCGGACGAAAUAAAUAGGGAAUGUUAUGUUGAUUUGAAUGCAAAUAAGGCUGUCUUUGACAGUUUGAAAAAGAACCCAAAGGUGAAUUAUGAUGGGCGUAGGUUCUCUUACAAGUCUAAGCAUAACAUAAGAAAUAAGGAUCAGCUACUCGACUUGAUCCGCAAGUUCCAGGAGGGCAUUGCUAUAAUUGAUCUCAAGGAUUCAUACUCCAAUGUCAUGCAAGACUUGCAGUCACUCAAAGGCACAGGUCAGAUAUGGCUGCUCUCCAAUUUUGACUCACAAGAGGACAUUGCCUACCCAAAUGAUCCAAGGGUUCCCAUUAAAGUUGACGAAGAUUUAAAACAAUUGUUUCGGGGAAUUGAAUUACCUCGUGACAUGCUCGAUAUUGAGAAGGAUCUUCAAAAGAAUGGGAUGAAACCCGCUACAAACACAGCAAAGAGAAGAGCCAUGGCGCAAGUUCAUGGAAUAUCCAACAAGCCCAAGACGAAAAAGAAGAAGCACGAAAUCAGCAAGAGGACCAAGCUUACGAAUUCUCAUCUUAUGCACCUCUUCCAGUAAUUCCUAUAUCCCUGGAGGAGAUUGUAACACUUUCAGGAGCAAAGAAUGGCUCCUCAUCAUAAAUGUUUAUAUAAUUUUUAUUCACCAGCGACGUUAAUUGUUCAAUUUUGUCAUUUGGCUUCUGAAUUGUAGAACCUGGCCCAAUUUGACAUGUGGUCAAUGCUACUUAAAUUUGUAUGUAUAGUGGAUUGUAUAAUGCACAAUGCAUGUUGCUGAAAAAUAAGACGUUGGUUUACAAUGUUUUUGUUUUAGCUCAUCCAUUUGCUUCAUGCUUGUUUUCUACAUUUUUUUUUCUCAUGGGGUAAGAUUGAUUGUGUGAAAUGGCAAGUUUUUCUUACAAUUUGGGUGUCGUCAACCAAUUAGCCUUGUAUCUUUUGCAUUAUAUUUUAAUCUCUAUUAUGAUUGCCUGAAAAUAUAAACGUAAAUUAAUAAUCCUUCAUCAGUUUUUUUUUUUUUUUAAUACGUUGGAAGCCAUUAGGCUUUAGCUUACAAAACAUCCUUUAGGGAGCGGGGUGAUUCUACCCAAUCUAAAUUUAACCUUUGACGGAGGAGUUGACAAAAU